UCGGCCCAGUAACUUCUGUAGGCUGUAACGUUGCACAAAGAUUCUCAGCUCCCAUGGCCCUCCUGAGCCUGUUCUCUACAAAUUCCAAACUCGUGGUCUCGCAUUCACCUCUCGUCCCAACCGGAAACCAAAUCCUGCCCAGAGCCCGUGGAGUUGCCAUGGCGUCACCAAACGGGGGCAGCCGCGCCUCCGAAAUCCCGGAGUUCCUAGCGGGUUCCGGCGGCCGGCCGUUGCAGGCCGUAGGGGUCGGCACGUCGUCGUUCCCCUUCGUCGCGGAGGACGUCAGGGACGCCGUGCUCGCCGCGCUGGAGCUCGGCUACCGCCACCUCGAUACCGCUUCUCUCUACGGCUCCGAGCAGCUCGUCGGCGAGGCCUUUGCCGAGGCGGCGCGGCGCGGGGUCAUAGCGUCCCGCGCGGACGUGUUCGUGACGACCAAGGUGUGGUGCACGCAGUGCCACCCGGAUCUCGUGCUCCCCUCCCUCAAGGAAAGCUUGCAGAAACUUCAAAUGGAAUACGUUGAUCUGUACCUGGUCCACUGGCCGAUGAGCGUAAAGCCCAGCAAACCUCACGUCUCAAUGAAAAGAGAAGACAUUGUCCCAAUGGACUUGAGAGGCGUAUGGGAGGCAAUGGAGGAAUGCCAUCGCCUUGGUCUUGCUAAAAUGAUUGGUGUUAGCAAUUUCACAACAAAGAAAUUGAUGGAGCUACUUGCACUUGCAAAAAUCCCCCCAGCAGUGAAUCAGGUUGAGUUGAAUCCGGUUUGGCAGCAGAAAAAACUGAUUGAAUUCUGCAAAGAGAAAGGCAUACACGUGACUGCUUAUUCUCCCCUAGGAGGCCAAAGUAGGAUAUCUAAAAUCAAUGCAGUCCUACAGUCUGAAGUUCUGAAGGAGAUUGCUAAGGCUAGAGGAAAAUCAGUAGCUCAGAUCUCAUUAAGAUGGAUCUACGAGCAAGGAGCGAGCAUGGUGGCCAAGAGUAUGAAAAAGGAGAGGCUUAAGGAGAACAUCGAAAUCUUUGACUGGGAACUGACCGAGGAAGAUCGAUUCAAGAUUGCUCAGAUACCUCAGCACAAGAAGGUAACAGUGCUAGCGAUCCUCUCGCCCGAAGGCGUCCCGGGCGUAGAUCUUUCAGAGGUUGACGUUGUCGAGGAGUAG
Messenger RNA from Lolium rigidum, 1148 nucleotides. Its product is annotated as deoxymugineic acid synthase 1-D-like. Bases 54 to 1148 code for a protein of 364 amino acids. The record is from RefSeq and is a predicted model, not a curated record. Gene Ontology annotation, cellular component: cytosol. Lineage: Eukaryota; Viridiplantae; Streptophyta; Magnoliopsida; Poales; Poaceae. Gene Ontology annotation, molecular function: aldose reductase (NADPH) activity. The transcript has 4 exons.